Molecule: messenger RNA, 399 nt
Organism: Penicillium chermesinum
Lineage: Eukaryota; Fungi; Ascomycota; Eurotiomycetes; Eurotiales; Aspergillaceae
Product: DUF3602 domain-containing protein
Exons: 3
Coding region: 1-399 (132 amino acids)
Source: RefSeq, a predicted model, not a curated record
AUGUCUGGUCGCAAUGUAUCCUACGGCCGCGGCGGCGCAGGCAACAUCGCCCGCCAGACCUCGAGCCCUGCCCCGUCUGAUCUGGUGACUCCGACCAUCAAGCAGGAGAUCUACACCACGGGCCGUGGAGGCUCAGGCAACAUGGUUCAAAACGAUCCCAAACACCCGGAGAUUGCCCGCGAGAGUCAAGACGUCGAGUCGCCCCCCUUGCGAGCGCAACAGAUGCCCCACCACACCGGACGAGGUGGUGCGGCGAACUUCCUCGCGCCGGACGAAGAGCAAAAGGCCGAGCAUGCGAUCCAGCGUGAAGAAGCGGAACUCAUGAGAGUGCGCACCCAGGAUCGCAUCAAGGAGAUCGAACAAGGGCGACAGGAUCCGCAGGCCCAGUCAUCAGCGUAA